AUGUCACCCGCCGCUGUCGCCAAUGCUGUUUCCCCUGUUCUCUCGGGAAUUGAGGCGUAUUCCAAUAUCGAGUCUGACCUGUCUUUGACAAAGAAAUUGGGUCGCCAUGACAUCGUCCCCUCAUCGAGCGCCAUUCGCCUUUCUGACUCGAUUCUAAAGCCUCCCUCCUUUCACUCUCAAUCCCCUAGUUCCUCCUCGGCGCCACGUGCUACUAGCCCAUAUCUUCCCAUCGGCAUCCUGCGACCGUAUAUCUCUUCACACCACUCGAUCCCAUUUCCAGAGACAGAGCUUGCCAAUUUGGAAAAACAUGGGUGGGUGCAGGUACGCUGGAAUCAUUGUGAAUCCCACCCUGAACAGACCUUUGCGCAGGUCUAUGUUCUACCAAAUGAUGUUGGGCAAAACUAUAUCCCGCGAACGAAAAACUUGUUGAGGAAAGCUUUAAAGGUUGUUAUGGCCAGUCUUGACAGCUCUCCGGCAGCUUGGAACGGCAUAUUUGAUACGACCUCCGCAGAACAGAGUCCUGACGCGGCCGAGGACGAAUCAUUGUGGUACAUAUUCAACACUCUGGACAACCCAAUGCCCGUUAUAGAGGAUGUUAAUGAUGCAUAUGGACGAUUGGCCAUGCAAGAAUUAAUAGCGAGCUCGAGAGAGCUCGAAGCAGAAACCAGAGAGGAGUCUGGUGUAAUCGGACUCAAAACGCCUCUACAUCCUUACCAAUGUCGCUCGGCAGCUACCAUGAUCCAGCGAGAAGUGCAGCCGAAACAAAUGCUGGAUUCGCGACUACAGAUACACAAGACACCGUAUGGUCAGGAAUACUACUAUGACAAAGAAGAGGGCAUUUUGUUAAGUGAGAAACGCCUUUAUGAGGAAGCUUGUGGUGGCAUUCUUGCGGAGACUAUGGGUUGCGGGAAAACCCUGAUUUGUCUCGCAGUCAUUCUAUCAACACGAGGCCAUUUCCCUCGCAUUCCGAUGGAGUACCAGGAAACUAAGAAUCCAGUUCGUUCAUCGGUAGGCUCCCUAAUGCAGAUGGCAGCUGCUACAGCCGGUCGAUUCUCGGUUCCUUGGCCUAGUCAUUUUCGACGAUUGCAGAAUAUCGGUAUAAACCAUGUUCGAUGUGUAGAGGAAUGUGAGCGCCAGAGGGGGUCCUAUACUAUACCUCCGCCGCCGUCUAGGUAUAUGAGUCGAGGGGGAUGGUUAUCACGCCCACCAGCAGUUCAUAUCCGGCUUGCUUCGGGCACACUUAUUAUUGUUCCUCCCAAUCUCGUUGAUCAUUGGCAAAGUGAAAUCGCUACCCACACGGAGGGACUAAACGUGCUCAUUCUCCGAGAACGAAAAGACAAGACGCCUUCAGCAGAUGAGCUGUUGCAAUAUGAUAUCAUAUUGUUUGCGCGUACUCGAUUCGAAAAAGAAGCUGGAGAGCCCGAGACUAAUCGACGUUAUCCCGCGGCGCUUGCCUCAGAAGAAUCUCCUCUGAAGAAAUUCCACUGGCUUCGGAUAAUUGUAGACGAGGGGCAUAAUGUUGCUGGGCAUGGGUACAAGACCAGCACCAUGCACAUGCUGGAUCAACUUCACGUCGAACGAAGAUGGGUAGUGUCUGGAACACCCUCAAAUGGCCUUUACGGCGCUGAACUCAGCCUUGCCUCCCAUCAGAGGCUAGCGAGUGAUACUAGUUCUGGAGACGAGGUGACAUCGUCGGUUCUGCAUUCUCGCAAAAAGACAGGUACAGCUAUUGAUGAAGAAUUGAAGGAUGUGGACAACCUGCGGCUCAUUGUUGUGGACUUUUUGAGACACAGGCCUUGGGCGAACUCUCGAUUUGACGACCCGGCGAAUUGGACGAAAUAUAUCAAACCAGUCGGUGAAGAUGGAAGACGAAGAAAAGCACCUUCGCUGCGUGCUGUGCUUCAAGGCCUGGUGGUGAGGCACCGUUUAGAUGUUAUCAACGAGGAGCUCCCACUUCCGCGGUUGCAUAACAAGGUCGUUAGCCUUGAACCGACCUUCUACGACAAGAUGGCAAUUAACCUUUUCUUAUUCAAUCUUACUGUCAAUGCAGUCACGUCGGAACGCAAGGACCAGGACUAUAUGUUUCAGAGUAGGAACAGAAAACAUCUUAGUCUGCUCAUCAAUCAUUUACGCCAGGCAGGAUUCUGGUGGACCGGUCAUAAGCCGAAGGAUAUUGAGUCUACGAUCGACGUGGCUGUCAAAUAUGUGGAAAAUAACAAGGAGAAGAUGGCAGCAGAGGACAUCCAUCUAUUGACAGAGGGCUUAAAAAUUGCAUAUCGGGCACUUACGAGCCAGAGUUUCAGCGUGUUCAGCCAAUCUGAUGAACUGGGUGUCUAUGUGCAAAACUUUCCAGAACAUGCCAGCCAGCACUGGGCAUUGACACCGGAUCGUGACGAGUCAAAGCCGUUACUUCUGGGACUAUCACAGGCACGACUUGCGCAGACGUUUGUAACUUCACACCUCCAGUAUGAAGACCCUGCGGAAGGGCUCGCAGGAGCAGGGAUCAGCGCCCGCCGUCAGCUUCUAGAGCGAUCUGAAAAGAAACCUGCCAGAAAUGAGUCAGGCGUGGCAGAUAAUCUAACCCACAAAAACAAGCCCUCUGAAAAUCGGCCGCCAAAGAAAACGUUUCUUAAGGGCGUGAGCAAGCGCCUACAGCCUGAAUCGCCACUGUCAAAUACAAAGCUCGUCGCAACCACCUCUGCGAAGCUCACUUAUCUGUUAGACCGAGUUCAGGAGCUGCAUAAAUCAGAGAAGAUCAUCAUUUUUUACGAAAAUAAUAACACAGCGUUCUGGAUUGCAGAAGGACUUGAAUUGUUAGGCAUAGACUUUCGAAUUUAUGCUAAUACUCUUAAAACGAGUCAAAAGGCGGCAUAUUUAUCGCUAUUCGAGGAGUCAUCUAGUGUGAGAGUCUUACUCAUGGAUUUGCGACAGGCAUCUCACGGGCUACAUAUUGCUAGUGCAUCUCGCGUGUUCAUCGUAAACCCCAUUUGGAGGCCUUAUGUUGAGAGUCAAGCUAUCAAACGCGCGCACCGUAUCGGACAGACGAAGCCCGUCUUUGUGGAGACUUUGGUCCUGAAAGAUACUCUAGAGGAGAAGAUGCUGCGCCGGAGACAGGAAAUGUCGAAUUCAGAAAUGCAGCAUGCCGAAAGGGACAUGCUGGACGACUCGACUAUGAGUUCGAUCAUUCAACGCGAGCGGUUUUAUCAAUUGCCCGAAGAUGACGCUUCCAUCGAACCCGCAUAUCUGCAGCAGUUUUGUGGCUUCUUUGACCGUCACGAACUGCCGAUUCCUGAUGAUCUGGUGGAAUCCAAUCCUUCUCCUAGCACGCCAGGAAGAAGAAACACAACUCCAGCAACCAAAAAGCGCAAAGUUGCUAUUUCUUCUCCUUCGGCUCAGACAUCAUAUGCAACGCCACGCCCUGAAAUUGAUCUUUCCCCGGACCUUCCCACUCCUCCUAAGAAGAGAAAGAUGGUGCCCAAGUUCCAAAUUGUGACUGACAAUGGGAUCAUUAUGACUCCUCCGAGAGGAUCGGGAUCGUCGCGGAAUUCCGGGUCUCCUAGCUCUCCUCCAUCAGCACCAGCCCAGCAAAGCCUUAAUCGAAGUCCGGCGAAGGCUCGCGAUGAGGAUGUUGAUGAUAGAACGUCAUUGAUGAGUUUGUUCGGUGGAUGA
Talaromyces atroroseus is the source of this 3669-nucleotide messenger RNA. RefSeq lists its product as hypothetical. The coding region runs from base 1 to 3669 and encodes 1222 amino acids. The transcript is spliced from 3 exons. The record is from RefSeq and is a predicted model, not a curated record. Gene Ontology annotation, molecular function: ATP binding; ATP-dependent chromatin remodeler activity. NCBI's taxonomy places the organism in Eukaryota, Fungi, Ascomycota, Eurotiomycetes, Eurotiales, Trichocomaceae.